Messenger RNA from Octopus bimaculoides (California two-spot octopus), 2220 nucleotides. Its product is annotated as putative RNA/DNA demethylase ALKBH6. NCBI's taxonomy places the organism in Eukaryota, Metazoa, Mollusca, Cephalopoda, Octopoda, Octopodidae. The record is from RefSeq and is a predicted model, not a curated record. Gene Ontology annotation, cellular component: nucleus.
UUAAACAAAGGUAUUAUGUGAGAGAGUACGUGUAAAGAAAGCAAAGCAUUCCUUACACCGGUAUAGAGUACGCAUGUCUAUGUUUAUGUCACACACUUGGUAUGGAUUUGGAGGAUUAUCGGGUGAUUAAGGCUCCACCAACUAUAAUUUAUGUACCUAACUUCAUCACAAAGGAAAAUGAAGAAUAUUUAUUAAAAAAUAUAUAUUCUGCGCCAAAACCAAAAUGGACGCAGCUCUCUCAUCGAAGACUGCAAAAUUGGGGAGGUCUUCCACAUCCAAAAGGCAUGGUCAUUGAAUCUUUACCACAGUGGCUCCAACCAAGUAUAAAUGAGUUGGAAAAAUUAAACAUUUUUGAAGACAAGAAACCUAACCAUGUCCUUGUUAAUGAAUACCAAACUGGGCAAGGAAUAAUGCCUCACGAGGAUGGGCCACUGUUUUACCCAACUGUUGCUACCAUCAGCUUAAGCUCACCUAUUCUUUUGGAUUUCUAUCACCAUAUGAACAGCACAACAGAAAAUAAUGCAGAAAAUAAUGAGUCUGAUACAUCUCUGCAAGAAAGACAUUUUCUAAGCCUCCUAUUGGAACCUCGCAGUUUAAUAAUCGUUAAAGAUUCUAUGUACACAAAUCAUCUUCAUGGUAUCUCAGAACGUGCAGAAGAUAUUAUUACCGACAAAAUAAGUAAUCUUGAUAAAUGCUCAGACGUUAAAGUGGGCGAUGUGCUAAGGCGAACUACUCGGUUAUCAUUGACUAUUAGAUAUGUGCCAAAAAUUAUCAAGACUAAAUUUUUCCUGAAGUAACAGUGAAGAACCAUUAGAAGUUCAAUCCUAACAGAACUCAGAUUUGGAUCCUCAAAAUGUUCAGUCAACAUGUACAUUAAAUCAUUAUUUCAAACUAAAUAAGUCUUGUCUUUUCAAUACAUUUUAGCCAUAAAUAAGUGUCAUUACUUAUAAUCAGAUGUGCACUAAACAAGCAUUGAAUGAAAUAUAGUUAUGUACAGUAAUAUUUUACAUGCUUCUGUUCAUUUGAAUAUGGCAAGACAAUAUGCUAUACAAGUUGUCUAAAGAGAAAUAAUUUCUCCUUAUCGAUAAUAUGGAUGACCACUAGACCAUGAAAUGGUGUCCAUGAAUGACCUAUUGAUGUAUUUUCACCCAGUUUGUCUGUAAGGAGAAUUUCUUCUCUUGAGAUAACUUGUGCAGUAUAUUGUCUUUUCAUAUCUGUACACAACUAUACAUAAUUAUUCAUAUCAUUCAUUAUUACUGAUGGAAGCAAUAUUAGUUCAAAAUUAGCAAUCUUUAUACUUACAUGUUGAAAACCUUUCUAAACUGCAACAUUUGGCUUGAGAAAACAUCUCUUGUUGACAUACAGUGUUAAAACAUAGAAGAAUAUGUGCUCCAGUACUAAUUGGUGGAAUUACUGGAUCCAGAUUUCUGCUCGUUAGCUUCUUGAGCUCAUUUCUGUUUAGUUUACUGGUUAAAUGUAACACCAGCGACCUUUCAAUCAUUGUUUAACUGUAUCAACUUGCAGCUGAUGUUUGCUUGGCAUAAGGUGACAUAGAUAUUUGCUGCUGAAGAAGUUAACAAGCAGAAAUCAGGAUCCAGUUAUUCCACUAUUAAUGGUAGGUGACCUUUGCCUGCUGCUGGUAUUUUUCUGUAUUGUUUUAACACUAUAAGUCUAUAAGAAAAGCUUUCUUAAGACAAACACUACAGUUUAGUACAGCUUUCCAUAUAGACACUCUUUAUGUAUGUAUAAGGAUCACUAAUUUAUUUAUGAUAUUGUUUAAGACUCUGAUUCCUACCAUACCAUUGAUUAUUACAGCAUAAUGUGAAACGAAUGUUGUGGUCAGUCUAUAUCUUUUGUUACAGUUUAUAUAAAAUUCUUGUGUUUAGUGUCUAUCAUAUAUGUUUUAAUAAUUAUGAAAUUCAUCAUCUCUUCAAUAAUAAAGGACUUUUAUCUUAGUGAUGAACAUGCUAUCACUGCCAAAUUUUAGCCAAGGUAAACCAACAAUGAAUUUUACAGUGAAAUGUUCAAGCUGAUUUGUAUUCUAAAAUAACAUUCCUUAAUCAAGUAAAUUAUUUUUGCAAAAUUUACGAUAUCUUUCUCAUUAGUUAUGUCAGUCUUAAAUUACUUUUUAACCUGAGGAAAUAAAGUAUUUUGUUUUGAUGUAAAUUAUAUUGUAUAUAAUAAAAUUUCUUUUAAAAAAAAGUUUUGUAUUAAAACUUA